GGUGUCUCGUAUAAAAAGGCCCUGUGGAUGUGGCGUGACGGCAGAGGAAGCGCGGCGUAAAAUACUGUAAAGUACAACACACUUGACAAGCCUUCUCAUCUUAGAGGCGCAUCAGUGUAAAAGAGUGUGGCAGGUGUAUGAAUUCACCCAAACACAGACAGAGAGAUCUUAACGCGUUUGCAUUCAUUCAUAGCUGGACCGUCUCACCUUCAGGUCACUGAGAUGUAUAAGGUGGACAUGUUGAAAGUAUUGACCACAGUCGCCCUGCUGACCGUCGCUUCGGCUGCUCCGUUGAUGCCUGGAGAACCAGAUGCUUUUGAAGAACCUGCUGAUGGAGAUCCAAGGAGAACUGGCACAGAUGAAAUAAACACAGCAAGAGCAAAGCUACUGAGGACCGGACCAAUGACGACAUUUCCCGACGGAGAUGGAAAGACUGUAGUGAUGAGAGCUUUAGACAAAAUAAUUACAGCGACAAGUAGCCCAAAUGUCAGAGACAAAACAGGUAUCAAUAAUCUAUUAAAGACACUAACACUCCUUUCUGACGGACACGAGGAGAUUGAUGGAUCUCUGAGGACAGACCGCACAACCAGUUCCCCCGAUUCCCAGCGGCAAACGGAGAAGAACAGACUGUUCAGGCUGUCAGAGGUGAUUGGGUCAAACGAGCACGAUGACACUCCAACAGCAGCCAAACAAUCCAAGCCUGAUCCUGUCACGGGUGAUCCUGAGGCUCGAGAGGAGCUGGUGAAGAUGUUGAGUGCACUUGAAGAGCUUCACAAGUUAAUGAACCGCACACUGAGGCAUCGAAUCACCAUCAUACCCAGAGGAAAUAGCAAUGGGCGAGGUACUGGGAAAAAGAACAAAAUGGUAGUGACAGAUGGAAACCUGAAAUCCACCACAGCGACCACUAUAGACAGCGGUGGGAUUUCACCGAAGGCCAGCACUGACCAGAUGGAUCCCAAACUCAAUGGAAAAGCCUUUAAAAAGUCUGUUCCAUCAGCUAAGAAACCCAACAAAAGAGUGUGCUUCUGGAAGUACUGCUCUCAGAACUGAGCUUCGCCUAGAUGAGCGACAGAUUUCACCCUCAUUUCACCAACCUUUGAAAUGCCAAGCAACAAAUCCUGUUCUCAAACAUAGAUGCUUAAACUCUUCUCAAUGGACCAUCAAUAACAUGACUGACCGCUCUGACCCCUGUGACGUGUGUACCCUUGAUUUUGUGCACGAAAUCCUGUUAACCUUCUAUCAACAACACCAAUAAAAAUUCCAAUAAAAAUGACAAAGCAUGCAAAAAUACUGUGAUAAU
Ctenopharyngodon idella (grass carp) is the source of this 1300-nucleotide messenger RNA. RefSeq names its product urotensin II-related peptide (gene urp2). Gene Ontology annotation, molecular function: hormone activity. Bases 223 to 1050 code for a protein of 275 amino acids. Gene Ontology annotation, biological process: regulation of blood pressure; blood vessel diameter maintenance. The record is from RefSeq and is a predicted model, not a curated record. Gene Ontology annotation, cellular component: extracellular region. Lineage: Eukaryota; Metazoa; Chordata; Actinopteri; Cypriniformes; Xenocyprididae. The transcript is spliced from 5 exons.